Molecule: messenger RNA, 1971 nt
Organism: Echinostoma caproni
Lineage: Eukaryota; Metazoa; Platyhelminthes; Trematoda; Plagiorchiida; Echinostomatidae
Source: the annotation of a GenBank genome assembly
AUGUUCGGUGUGUUGACAGUGAGCGAUACGUGUUCCGCUGAUCCUUCUCUGAACCGUAGUGGUCCGGCCAUCAAUCGGAUGUUGGAGUCGAGCAGUUUCAUCGUCUCUCUGGAAGACUGCGUGCCAGAUGAAUCCUCAUUGAUUCAGGCAGUUUUACUCAAAUGGAUCGCUUCCGGCCUUGUACACGUGAUUCUGACGACUGGUGGAACCGGAAUCGCCCGACGGGACGUAACAGCGGACACUGUAUCCAAACUUAUUGAACAGCCCAACAGACUACCCGGCCUCGAACACGCAUUGUACAAGAUAUCACUCGAAUACACUCCCAAGGCUAGUUUGUCUCGCAUGAUAGCCGGUGUUCGCGAUGAAGUUUUAUUGGUCGCCUUACCUGGGAGUACUAGUGCUGUUUGUCAGUGUGUUCCUGUCAUUUUACCUGUGGUGAAGCAUGCAGUGGAGCAGUUGCGUGGGUGGGUCAAAGGUCAUGGACGUGAGGAAGAGUCAGUAAAGUCAAAACUCACGAAUGGUCACACUACUGUUUCGUCGGUUGUGAGUCGUCCUCGAAGCUCCCCAUUCCCGAUGAUUUCUGUUGAAGAUGCCCAAGGUAAACUCUUUCAAGUAGCCUCGGCCCUUUUGAAAGAAGUCGCACUAGAGGCAGUGUACUACAAGAAUGCGGAAGGCCGUGUUCUUGCCCGUACACUUCGAUCACGUCAGAUUGUUCCGCCGUUUGAUGCAAGUGUCAUGGAUGGUUACGCCGUUCGUUUCGCCGAUGGAACGGGUGUUCGACGUGUGUUGGGUGUGCUAUAUGCUGGCGAUACUGAUGGGGAGAGGUUACGUGUGAAAAAGGGAACAUGUGUUCGUGUCAGUACCGGCGGACCUAUCCCAUUAGAUGCUGAUUGUGUUGUGCCGGUUGAGAAUACCCGACUGGUUUCAGAAAAGAAGGAUGGUAAUAUAAGGGAAGAGGACAAAAUCGAGGUGUUGGACGCUCCAAGUAAGUUGGGUGAGUUCAUCCGACCAAAGGGGUCAGAUCUCUCGCCGAACACACUGUUCAACCGUGGUUUGCGCCUCCAUGCGGCGGAGCUCGGUAUGCUAGCCAGCGCCGGUGUUUUGGCCCCUUGGUCUACAACAGGGACGGAGAUGUUAGCUGACAACGAACCCCCGCUACCCCAAUUAGUAAUGGACCGUUUGGCUUUAGGAGGCCACAUUCCUUGUUUCCAGCAGCCUCGCAUCGGCUUAUUGUCCACAGGUACCGAAGUCGUCGAUGGUGCUACGGUAGCCACAUCGUCUGCCGUGUACGAUGCAAAUCGUCCAGUUCUAAUAAGCUUGUUACACAAAUUUGGCUUUCACACAGUGACCGAUUUCGGGAUUGUGCCUGACGAGCACGAUGUGCUGGUCAGUGCAUUAUCUCGGGCUCUGGCCACGUGUGAUAUUUUGGUCACCACAGGUGGUGUCAGUAUGGGCGAGCGAGAUUUGGUCACCCGAAUUUUGUUUGAAGAGUUUGGCGCCAUUGUGCAUUUUGCUCGCGUAUUCAUGAAACCUGGAAAGCCGACCACAUUGGCUUCGGUUCCCCGACCAGUUGGACUGGGACCGAGAAAGUCCAUACUCAUUCUCUGUUUACCCGGGAACCCGGUGUCCACUUUUGUGACUGCGCACCUGUUUCUCCUCCCAUUGUUGCGAGUCUUUGAAAUGCGAUCAGAAAAUGAAUGCCAGUUACAAUCCAUCCGAGUGCGCCUGUUACACUCCGUACGUCUUAGUGAUCGGCCAGAUUAUCGACGUGCGCGUCUCGUCUGGGAGUUGGACGAGAGUGCUGAACAUUCUAUUCCCUGUGCAACAUGUGAUCAUGCUGGUAGUCAGAUCAGUUCUCGACUGGCCAGUUGCUUAGACUCUGAUCUCCUGAUUUUGAUACCUCCAACGGUCAAAGAAAGUGCCACAACGGAACUGGAGAAAGGCUCCAUAGUACAAGCAUACAUCCUGUGA